GCACCUCCGCAGGUUCAAACUCUUCUUGGUGAGAGUGGCGGCGAUCUCGAGGUCACGUGAUGAGCAUCCUGCUGCCCAACAUGGCGGAGUUCGACACCAUCUCGGAACUGGAGGAAGAGGAAGAAGAAGAAGCCGCUACGUCGUCGUCGCCGCCGUCGUCUUUGUCGUCUGUUUCUGGGCCCGAUGAUGACGAAGAAGAGGAAGAGGAGGAGGAGGAGGAAGAAGAAGAGGAAGAGGAGGAAGAUGAUGAUGAGGAGGAGGUGCCGCCCCCGCCUCGGGUAGUGAGCGAGGAGCAUCUGCGGAGAUAUGCCCCGGACCCUGUACUGGUGCGCGGCGCAGGCCACAUCACUGUGUUUGGCUUGAGCAACAAGUUUGAUACUGAAUUUCCUUCAGUUCUAACAGGGAAGGUGGCCCCAGAAGAAUUUAAGACCAGCAUUGGCCGUGUGAAUUCAUGUUUGAAAAAGGCUCUCCCAGUCAAUGUGAAGUGGCUGCUCUGUGGAUGUCUCUGCUGCUGUUGCACACUGGGUUGCAGCCUGUGGCCUGUUAUUUGUCUCAACAAAAGAACCAGAAGAUCAAUUCAGAAGUUAUUAGAGUGGGAAAAUAACAGAUUAUAUCACAAGCUUGCUUUGCACUGGAAGUUGACUAAAAGGAAAUGCGAAACUAGCAAUAUGAUGGAGUAUGUUAUACUAAUAGAAUUCUUACCAAAAUAUCCCAUAUUCCGACCUGACUGAGGAGUUUUAUUCAGUCACUUCUGUGUUUCCUGUCAUUUCCUACCCUUAGUGCCUUGUAGAUGAUUAUGGAAUGAAGAUGGUCUCCUUCGCUGUGUUCAAGUUAUUCUUUAUAAUGUGGUGGCUGUGCGCUGGCUGUGGGGCCGGAGCUGGGUCAGUUCAAUGGUUCUAUGGGUCAGCAAGAACUGGAAGAUGACCCAAAAAUUGUAGUCCUUCUCAGCACGGCUCUCCGUGGACCUCAGACUCACUGACCAAUGUGGAAAAUUAACCUAAAAACAUCUUUGGAACAGAUGUUAAUACAGAUAGCCCCUUUGUGGAUGAACAGGAAAUUAUGAUAUGAGAACCUGCAAACUCUGAAGAACCUACAAUGAAAACUCAUUAAAGGAAAUUAUGAUAUGAGAACUGGCAAACUCUGAAGAACCUACAAUGAAAACUCAUUAAAAGAAAUUAUGAUAUGAGAACCUGCAAACUCUGAAGAACCUACAAUGAAAACUCAUGAAAGCUAAGUAAAAUGAAAUCUACAAAUGAAGCCUCUAAAUACUCACUUCUUAUUUAAAUUCAAACACUAGCAAGCCACACAGACUUCUCACUGAAAUCAAAAUCUGACCCCAGCAUUAGCCAUGAGGUGUAGUGUUCCUGUUGAGGAAUGCAGGGGUUUCUCUUCCAACACUUGUUGCUCAAUGACCAUCUAAGAUCCAUUUUGGUCCUUGACCUUGUCCACACCAGACAAACCUGGCCACAGUGCAGGUUAGUUCAGUGGCCAAGGAGUAGAUUAGCCUUUGGCCAUCACAAUAAAACAAGAAUUCAUCCUGCCCAUCCUGAUUUCUUUCCAACACUUCAAAUGCUGAAAUGGAGCCAAAGAGCAUAAUGUAUCUCUCUCAUGCUCUUAUGUAGAGAGAUACACAUAAGUGUCCUUGAAAGGUCCACUAGCACAGCCUUUCCAAUUCUUUUGCCCAAGUCUAAUUCAAUCAUAUGCUUCAAUUGGCUGUGUGCAAUUAAAUUCCACUUGCAUUUCCAAUUGGUUAGGUCGUGGAGCAAUCCAGCACUGCCAAACCAUUUUUCUCUCUGGCUUUUGUCUCUGGCAGCAUAAGGAAACAAAGCAGGACCACCUCUGCAAAAACCACUUUAGAUUGUAUCAACCAAAACCCUGCCAUGUCAACAAUGUAACAAACUCCCUGUUAGCAACCAGAAUGUUCUAAGAAACAGCAUCCCUCAAUGAAGCCAUCUCCAGAACAGACACUCCACCCCUGUGGGAGCCUGAGGCCAGGAGCUGGGGUAGCCAUCCUGAAGCUUAUAAAAAGGCUACCACUGAACCAGUCUCUCCGGGACAACUACCAAGCAUAGCAAGUAUUCUCAAGCCUUUCCUUGCCAUCAUUCUUCACAAUUCCCACUCUCUGUGUUCAGUAUUUGGGGAAGUGAAUUAUACUGGCCUUGACCCCUCACAGUAGUUGACAACAUUCUGAAGGAAAGCGGCCUCUCUCUGCCUCACCUCUUAUUUCAGUGUAGCUACAUACCCAACCAACUGGCACUAUCUAUCUGAAAGGACAGCUCAGUCUUCAGAGGGUAGCAGUGAGGAAACUCAAGUCACACUGCACCCCGAAGGGACUACUUUGCCACCAGGCAUUCAUCUCUCCUGGGAAUGGAAUAAAGUGCCAGCUGCAAAUCAGUCUCUACCUAUGGAAACCUCCCACGUGUGUGCUGUGUGCCCCCCUGUUUCUGGCAUGUACAGCCACAUUCAGUCUGGACCCAGAGAGCACGGAACAGUCCCAAUGGUUUGUGUCAGAGGAAGAUCAGCUGGAAGGUAGGCCACCUACAGCCACACAUUUGGAGAAUGAUUGAGGCCACGUGGUAAGGCACACUGGUGACAAGUGCCAUCUCCUCCCAUGUGUAUAUCACCAGCAGUAAAGACACUUCCCUUACCUUCUGGAACUCCACAUAGAAGGCCAAGUGGAGCGCAUCAUCACUCCAAAGCACACUUUGGAAGGAUUGCCGCCCGUAAUCAGAGUUCUGCCAGAAGAAAUGCAUUUCGCAUUCCAUAGGCCAAGAACCCCUCUCUCUGGUCCUGAGUAGAGUCCCCCAUUCUGAUUGGGAACUCCGCGGACUGUUCUUACAAGACAUUCUUCUACUGUGACAUGUUUCACACUCAACGUGCCACUGCUAGAUACAUUUGAGGCCACCAAAUGGAAAAAUAAUGUGUGUUUCAAAUUUAAUCUUCAUUAUGCGAUAUUUAACCUUAAAUUUCUGAUAUUUUUUAUUUCUCUUUCCCUCUUUCUGAUAUUAUUUUGGACAUAUUGUGAGAAACCUUAUUGAAGACUUUUUACUGCAAUUUACGUCUUCCUAGCAUUAAGAAAUAUCCCCUUUCUCCUGGUGAUUUGUCUACAUGUCAAGAAUCAAAAUUUCCACUAUUCUUAGUGUACAAAUUUGAUUGUCAUAUCAUAUGACCAUCAGAGGAACAUUCAGUGAAAUGAAAGUUCACAUUGGGUUUAAACUAUUGUCAUUUGUGUAAAAUACAUGGAUCAGUAAAAAUAAUAUUACCAUACGA
Molecule: messenger RNA, 3270 nt
Organism: Marmota flaviventris (yellow-bellied marmot)
Lineage: Eukaryota; Metazoa; Chordata; Mammalia; Rodentia; Sciuridae
Source: RefSeq, a predicted model, not a curated record